Molecule: messenger RNA, 3453 nt
Organism: Acanthaster planci (crown-of-thorns starfish)
Lineage: Eukaryota; Metazoa; Echinodermata; Asteroidea; Valvatida; Acanthasteridae
Gene: ttc26
Product: tetratricopeptide repeat domain 26
Biological process (GO): intraciliary transport involved in cilium assembly; intraciliary anterograde transport
Cellular component (GO): intraciliary transport particle B; ciliary base; ciliary basal body
Molecular function (GO): protein binding; intraciliary transport particle B binding
Source: RefSeq, a predicted model, not a curated record
UGACAUACCUAAAGUCUUGGAAAAUUUGCCAGUUGAUGGGUGGGGGUGUUUGGUAAAAAAACUGCAAAAAUCUGUGAAAAGCAGCAACAGUUUGAGAUUUUUCCAUUGCUUUUAUAUUGUAGUAUUCAUGGACUUCGUUUAAAUUGAAAUCAUACAAAGGGUUUGUGACUAAACCGGUUCCAAGAUGAUGCUAUCGAGGCAAAAGCCGGCCACUGGGCCCGGCUCAAGUACUCCGGCUCAGGAGAGCAAGAAGAAAAGCAGCUACCUAAGCUAGAGGAAUACCUAGAUAUGAGGGACUACACGGGUGCCAUCACCUUGCUGGAGUUCACAAGGAGCAGUGGCAAAGGCAGUGACGAGACGGACAUGUGGCUGGGCUACUGCCACUUCCACUUAGGAGACUACAAGUUGGCCAUGGAGGAAUAUGAGAAGAUGAGCAAGAAGGAGGCGGUCAACCCCGAAGUCUGGGUCAACCUGGGCUGCUGCUACUUCUUCCUGGGGAUGUACCCGGAGGCAGAGACUGCAGCAAAGAAGGGCCUGGACAAAUCUAGUCACCAGGCCGUGAAUGAGGAUGGUAUGCCCAAGAGCAGUCUGCAAAACAGGUUACUGUUCCACUUGUCACAGAAGUUUAAUGACGAGAAGAAGCUGAUGUCCCACCAUCAGAACCUGCAGGAUAUUAUACAAGACCAGCUAAGUCUGGCGUCCAUACAUUACCUGCGCAGCCACUACCAAGAGGCCAUAGACAUCUAUAAGAGGAUCCUGCUGGAUAACAGAGAUUAUCUAGCUUUGAAUGUAUACGUAGCCCUGUGCUACUACAAGUUGGACUACUAUGAUGUCUCCCAGGAAGUGUUGGCUGUAUAUUUGCAGCACUACAACGACAGUGCUAUCGCCCUCAACCUCAAGGCCUGUAAUCACUUUAGACUGUACAAUGGAAAGGCUGCGGAGGCAGAACUGAAGAAUCUUCAGGACCUUGCAUCUCCAUCAUUCACGUUUGCUCAAGACCUCAUCAAACACAAUCUGGUUGUAUUCAGGGGAGGCGAGGGGGCCCUACAGGUGUUACCCCCGUUAAUUGACGUCAUCCCAGAAGCAAGGCUCAAUCUUGUCAUCUACUAUCUCAAGCAAGAUGACGUCACUGAGGCAUACAACCUGCUCAAGGACGUUGAACCGACCACACCCCAGGAAUACAUACUGAAGGGCGUGGUCAAUGCCGCAUUGGGCCAGGAACAAGGCUCGAGAGAACAUCUGAAGAUAGCACAGCAGUAUUUCCAGUUGGUUGGAGGCUCAGCAAGUGAAUGUGAUACAAUACCCGGACGACAGUGCAUGGCAGCCUGCUUCUUCCUUCUCAAGCAGUUUGAAGACGUGCUAAUAUAUCUUAACUCAGUCAAGAGUUACUUUUACAACGAUGACAGAUUCAACUUCAACUAUGCUCAGGCCAAGGCGACAGCAGGCAACUACAAGGAGGCAGAGGAGAUUUUCUUGCUGAUUCAGAGUGAGAAGUUCAAGAAUGACUACACGUACCUCAGCUGGCUCGCAAGAUGCUACAUCAUGAAUCGCAAGGCCCGACUAGCCUGGGAGUUGUACCUUAAGAUGGAGACGUCUGGUGAAUCUUUCAGUCUGCUCCAGCUGAUCGCUAAUGACUGCUACAAGAUGGGUCAGUUCUACUAUGCCGCCAAGGCAUUUGAUGUCCUGGAGAGAUUGGACCCCAACCCUGAAUACUGGGAGGGCAAGAGAGGGGCGUGUGUGGGCGUAUUCCAGCAGAUCAUAGCUGGUCAUGAACCUAGAGAAACACUUAGAGACAUCCUACAGAUCUUGCGUAACACUGGUAACCCACAGGUGGAAUACAUCAUCCGCAUCAUGAAGAAGUGGGCAAAGGACAACAGGGUACCAGUUUCCUGAGGCGUUCCUCGCAUUAGACUCUGUCUGUGUGUACAUUUCAAAGCCCUUUUCUACGAGGGGAUUGUGCCAAAGAAGCAACCCCAUUAAACAAGAUGUACCAUGAUCUGUGAAAACCUUUCUCAUCCAUGAUUUGAAAAUGUUAGAUUGGUUGAGCAAAUGGUCGCCAAAUCUUCUGUUUGUAUAUAUAAAAGGCCAUUUUGUUAUCUCUUUCAUGUCUCAUCUUUUUACACGGAGUGUACUCCAAAAAAUGUCAAACUCUGUCUUUGUUUCUGAAAAUAUGCCUUUAGUUUGGAUAGUACGGUACCCAUGGAUGUUCUUUGUGUUUGCAUGGAGUGGAUUGGGACCAAUGAAAGAAAAACCUGGGAUAAGGGAACUUAAACCUGGGAUAGAAUUAUUGGAAGAGGCUGUUACCUUGUAUUCUUGAGAAGAAUAUCCAAACAUUACUGGACACCAUGUACUCAAACCCUUUAAGACUGGUCUGAAAAAUAUUGUUUUAGUGUUUUCUAAGUAAAUGCUUCCAUCUUUUCCCUGCUAAAGAUGGCUUUUCAUGCAAUUCUUUGACUUUCUGAUGUUUCAUAAACCACUGGUAGGGAAUUUAAGUGAUGACACUAUACAGAACUCCUACUGAUGGUUUUAUCCAGUGGUUCCAGCCAUAUUCAUAGAGAAUAACAGCGUUGUGUAGGGACGUAACUUCUGGGGAUAGGCUGUUGAAUCAUCUCCCUUUUUUGUGGUAAUAAUAAAAGGUGUAUUGCGAGGAAUUGUUUGGACAUCCGAAUGAACACAAGUUAUUCAUCAACACUGAAAGGUAGAAAAGUGAAAAAAAAAAGCUUUAAAUUUGCUGUCCAAUGGAGAAAGUAUGUGUUUAGUGAUGUACAUCUGUAUCAUGGACAGCGCCCUGUAUCACGCGCAUUGCCCAGGAUUUUUCCUCGGGGGCCAACCACUGCUUGGCUUGAAAAUGACUGAGAAGCAAUUGACAGCUGAAGGGGGUCAAUUUUGAAGUUUUCUGAGCAAAUUGGCGAGUCUCAUCUCCUGUCGUCUCUGUCGUCAUUUCUUGUGAUUGUCCUCUCCUGGCGGAAAGAAUUCUAUGUACAAACACUGCUUGACACCUUGUGCACAAAUUGUGGGAGACUGGUCUGACAAAGUCAUUAUUUUGUAGUGAACACUUCAAUAUUUUCACUGUUGAAUUUAACUUUUUGAGGACAUUUUAUUACCACCAGAUGGCUAAUAGGUCACUGCAGGGGGUAAUGGGACCCCCCAUACCCACCUCCCUGUGAGAAGACCCUGGCUACCUGUGCUGUUUAAUCCCACUUUCCUUUUUGUUUUCAUUGCUUUGAAUUGGCAUUCAUUGAAGCCCUGGCUUCUUAUCGUUCAGAAUGGGUAUGACUUCAAAUGUGGUUAUUCAGUGCAUUUAAUGCCGACUUGUAAUGAAGUACUGGAUCUCUCUGUGAAUAUCUUUUGAUCCAGUAAUGUAAAUAUUGUGUAGGUACUUGUGAAACUUUAAACACUCAUGUUAGAAUGCUGUGCAUAGUUCUUGGAAUAAAGAAAGAUCUCCUAAAAACA